CCAAGGAGCCCGACUGCUGCAGCUAAGACUCGGCACAACCAAAUAAAUAAAUAUUUUUUUUUAAAAAAAGUAUCUACAAAGCCUUUCAGGCAGCUUUACUGUACACAAAUUGAUAACUGUGUCAAUCUGGUCAACAUCUGUUUGUGUGCUUUUGCAGCAGCCUUCCAGGCCCCAGGAAAAGGGAGAUAGAAGAGAACCUGUCCUCAGCUGCUGGCACUGCCUUAAACCAAUAAACUUUCACAACUAGAACAGAUGAGAACUCAGAAAAAGUGCACCUAAGCGGAAUAGGAGUGAACAGCAGGAGGUGCAGCUUGAUCCAACGUCCGGGAAUGGGAAUUAGGUAGAAACCAGAGGGGGAUGAAGCCCUGGCAGAGACCCGGAAAGUUGUGACCUACGUGACCACUGGCUGAAGAACUUCAAGGAGGCUCUGAAAAAGAGCAGGGCUGUGGGAGCUACCUCAGAACACCCAGAAGUGCGAGGAGCAUGGCAAGGCGGGCCAAGGAUACAUGAUAAGGGGCCUGAAAGACUCAAGAAUAUUUCCAGGCCUCUGCUGAAACGGGGAAGAGAAAAGAAGCAAACUGGUGGGAGUGGGGGGGUUAACUCUUCUUCACCUCUGUAGCUUUCCCAAAGAAACCACCUAAGACCUGCAGUCUGAGCUUCUAAAAACAUUGAAUUCAUUGACAUAGAUUAGCAUGGUUUUAAGAAAUAUGUAGAUCCCGUGAACCCUUUCCCCAUUUUCCCCCAAUAGCAACAUCUUGAAAAGCUGUAACACAGUAUCACAAGAUACUGACAUCCAUAAGGUCAAGACACGUUAAGUUUCCUUCAAGUUCUUUUAUAACCACACCGACUCACGCCCCCCAACUAACUUUUAAUGCUGCCAUGAUUUAUCCAGGCCCUCAUAGCGCCUACACCGGACACAGGACAAGGUCCGGGGCUGGGAGGGUAAACGCACAGGGACCAGCAGAGUCCCAAGCCCCGGGUCCAGCGGAGGCAGCUGAAGGAGCGGAGCCGCAGGCCCCGCCCCUUCCGCCAAGGCCGACCAACAGCCGACCGGAGCCGAGCCGCUUCCAACGGCGACCGAGCAAAACCGGAAGUGGGCGGCAGCCCUCCCCUUCCCGGACACCCCGCCCAAGAUGGCGGACCUCCACCGCCAACUGCAGGAGUAUCUGGCGCAGGGGAAAGCGGGCGGGCCGGCAGCCGCCGAGCCGCUCCUCGACGCGGGAGAGGCAGAGGAGCCCACGGCCGGGGCCGGGCCGGCGGGGGCGUGGCUCGGCCGCGCGGGCCUGCGCUGGACGUGGGCGCGGAACUCCGCGGAGCCGACGACGGCGGCGGGAGCGACGUGCAUGCCGAGCGUGACGCGCGCUCAGCGGCUGGCGGCGAGCGGCGUGUGCCUGCUGCUGGCCGCGCUCUGCUUCGGCCUGGCCGCACUCUACGCCCCAGUGUUGCUGUUGCGCGCCCGCAAGUUCGCGCUGCUGUGGUCGCUGGGCUCGGUGCUGGCGCUAGCGGGCGGCACGCUCCUGCGAGGCGGUGCGGCGUGCGGACGCCUGCUGCGCGGCGAGGAGGCGCCGUCGCGGCCCGCGCUGCUCUACGUGGCCGCGCUGGGCGCUACGCUGUACGCGGCGCUGGGUCUGCGCAGCACGUUGCUCACGGCGCUGGGCGCCUGCGCGCAGGUGGCUGCGCUGCUCGCCGUGCUGUUGGGUUUGCUGCCCCGCGGCGCGGGCACCGCGCUGCGCAUGGCGCUUCGGCGCCUGGGACCGGGCGCCACCCUCACCAAGUCGCUCCCCGUGUGAGAGGCCUGGGGCCCGCGCCGUCGGAAAGGACGCAGAGUCCGCCCCCGGGACGCGCUGUCGGGAGACCACACGGAGCCGGCCCAGGGGCCCAGCGCUCGCCAUGCCAAGGACUGCGCCCGCCUUUUCCAGAGCGCGCGGGGCAAAGGCUGCUCCUUUACUGUGCCAGCGAAAUCUGUAAACUGAGCAGCAGUUGUAAAACUGAGACAUGAGCUGUUUCGGAAGCUCCUCAAGUUCAGCGUUUUGUGCUAUACUCAGCAGCAAGUGCUAUGAGAACUAAAUUUUGUCCUUGAGUUGGUGACAUACUGUGAAGCAUUUAUGAUAAAUUGCUUUUGCGUUAACCGUGGUCUUAGUUUACACUCAGUUGACAAAGAAAAAGAACACUAGCUCUUCCGUUUUAAUUAACUGCCCUUAUUACUUUUCUCGGACUUCUGUUCCACGUUUUGUCACUUUAAAAAAUCCAGUGGUAGACUGUAGUAGCUUAGCUACAGUAAACUUGUUCUCUUCGGCUCUUGGAAAUUAUUUUUCCGUAUUCUUCAAUGUGAGUGGAUCCAUAAGCGUUAUUAAAAUAAAUACUGACUUUAGCCACCGGAACUUUUAAAAGUACUUUAGUUAAGACGGUUUAUCUCAGUUUUUUCUACUUUUAGUGGAGUUGUAAACAUGGUACCUUAUAAAAUUAAAGGAAAAUUGAUUCUGUAUUAGAUGAGGAAAGCGAUGGACCAAGAAGCGUCCUGUAAGAAAUACCCAGUAAGGUGCGUGUAAACGCUAUGAGAGGUCCGUGGGCAGAACUGGGCUAGGGGACUCCUGGGAGACACAUGAUUCCACGUGCGGUUUCCAUAUUUGAUGGAAACCAUGGAUUUCUACAAGGCCUAACUUUUUUCAUUCCUAAUUUUAUGAUCUGCUUUUUAACUAUAAUUUACACUUUACAGUCUGAUCUUCAUGCAAUGUUAAGAUGCUUUUCACAUCUAAUUGCCAAAUUUCCUUCGUUUUUUAGGUUUAGCACUUAACUUUUGUUUAGGACCUUCUUACUUACCUUAAUUUAUUGCCAGAAAGUAUGGGCUCAAUAUUCUGAGGAGUCCAGAAAACUACAUGUUUUGUCACUAGCUGUAUAUUAACUAGGAAGUAAACUAUUUAAAAUGUUUAAAUCCUAUGCCAGUGGUUCUCCGUUCACAGAAUUACUUGACGACUCAAACCUCAGAUCAACUCAGUCUGUCUCUGCGGGGGUGGGGGUGGGAGCCACGCAUCAGCAUUUUUUUUGAGCUCUCCAGAUGAUUCCUUUUCCAGCUAAGGUUGUGAACCACUUUUCUGUAUGUUGGAUUGCACGAUUUGAAAAUAAUUGUCUCCUGGGGCUGGAUUCCAGUGUUGCCGAAACUGGGUGUCAGGCAGCAGUCGAGCCUUGCCCCUUUGUCCAACCUCAAAAUUUAGAUUUUUAUCAGCGUCCUAAGCCCUGCUCCAAGAAGUGGACACUAAAGUGACCGACAUCCACACUGUAGACUUACCCCAACCCCCCAUAUUCUCUAAGAAUGCUCCCUUGUUCCCCUCUCAGUAAAUAGGGUUACCUACCUCAAGAGGAACAACCAAGGGGGUGUUUGUAAAAGCAAAUCCACUGUUUCGGGGGAGUGAUUUUUUUGACUGGAAAACUUGUACCAUUGGCUGCUCUUUCUACCCCCUUGUUAAAUCUGCAUUCUAGUUCUAAAUUUCUCUACAGUUUGCAUGGCUGAAGAUUUCACAGUGUUGACUUUUAUGUUCAUGCUACUGUAUUUUUAAAAACUGUUUUCCCAACAUUUUUUCAAGAAUUCACUGUUUGGAAAUCUAAGCUUUAAUAAAAUUCAAAGCACAACA
Messenger RNA from Aethalodelphis obliquidens (Pacific white-sided dolphin), 3629 nucleotides. It is a transcript of the gene SFT2D3, whose product is annotated as SFT2 domain containing 3. Gene Ontology annotation, biological process: vesicle-mediated transport. The transcript has a single exon. The record is from RefSeq and is a predicted model, not a curated record. Lineage: Eukaryota; Metazoa; Chordata; Mammalia; Artiodactyla; Delphinidae. Gene Ontology annotation, cellular component: membrane. The coding region runs from base 1134 to 1790 and encodes 218 amino acids.